CCUCCUCCUCGCUCUCCGCUCUCCGCUCUCCGCUCUCCCGGCCCCCAUUCCCCCACUCCCCAAGCCCGCGUGCUCGUCCCGCCUCCUCCCAAUCUCCCAUGGCCGACUGCUACGCGCCCGACAUGGACGAGCUCCGCUGGCUGCCGCGGGAGAUUUUCGCCGAUAUUGGCAUCGCCGACGCCGCCCCGCCAUCCGCCGCCGCCGUCGAGGACGUCGCGGUGCACCUCACGGGCAUCCUCGUCAGCAAGGAGGGACUUGCGCGCCCGCCUCCGCCGCCGCCACCGGCCCCUUACCACCGCCCCCACGCGCCGCAGGUCUCGGCACCGGGAGGGACGGCUCCGGUGGUGUACGGCGGCGGGAGCAAUGGUGGUGGCGUGCCGGCGCCGUGGCCGGCCUUGCCCUACUCACCGCCGCUGUGGCAGGUCCCGACCAAUUUCGCCAACGGCGGCGGCAGCGCCCGUUUCCUGGGCCCAAGGAAUGCUCCGCUGCGCCCCUCCCACGGCCCACCGCCGACCAAGCGGCGUCUCGGCGGUACCGGUGGUACCGGCGUGUUCCUCCCGCGCGCCCAGGCGUACCAGUACCAGCACAAGGCUGCGGCCAAAUCUCCGGCGAAAGGCAGGAAGCCACCAAAGGAGUUGCUCCAGGGGCAGCACCAGCCAGUGCAGCAGCAGCAACGCGGAGACGAAGAGGAGGCAACGAAGGCGACGCAGAAGGAAAAGGAAAGCGCAGCAUUACUGGCGCUGCCCCAGGAGUGGACUUACUGAGCGAGACGAGAUGAUGGCGAACAAACCAGUGCAGUAGCUAGCAGCAGAUCAUGUUUUGUGUUGUUUUGUCGCGUCAUGCAGAAAUAACAAGGAAUAAGAUAUGACUAAUAAGGGAUGCAUGCAGUUUUGGUGUAGUACUGGUAGAGUGGGAUUACAGUCUUUUUUGAAGAAACUAUGGCGGUUCCCUCGGUGUAUCAUCUUGUACUACUACUACCAGCAGAAAUAAAGUGGCGGCUAUGAUGAA
This is a messenger RNA of Hordeum vulgare subsp. vulgare (domesticated barley), 1008 nucleotides long. Its product is annotated as E3 ubiquitin-protein ligase Hakai-like. The transcript has 4 exons. Bases 99 to 764 code for a protein of 221 amino acids. Lineage: Eukaryota; Viridiplantae; Streptophyta; Magnoliopsida; Poales; Poaceae. The record is from RefSeq and is a predicted model, not a curated record.